AUGUCGUCCUUCACAUUCGCCCCGAACCAAUACCCCCAGCAGCAACAGCAGCAGCAGCGCGAGAUGCAAAAAAUGAUGCGAGCCUGCGAAGGAUGCCGUCGACGAAAAAUCAAAUGCGAUGCCGCCACUACGAACUCGUGGCCCUGCUCCGCAUGCGUCCGUUUGAAACUCCACUGUGUGCGACCAAACGGCUUCGACAGCGCCGGCGAUCCAACUACUUAUGAGGCCUUCGUCACCCCGGAUCAAUUUCACCAAAUGACCAUGCAGAUGCCUCCGCAAUCGCACCAGAAACAGGAAAUGUACCCUCAAAUGCCCAACUAUACGGAAAAUCCUGCGGGCUUCUAUACCAUUCCCUACGACCCCUCUCAAGCACAACAUGAUAUCAACUACACCACCGUCCCUCCAAACAUGCUCGACCCGGGUUCAUACGUGCAGCAACGCAACUUUCCGCAGCCUUCUUUCAACCAGCCUGGUCAGCCUGGUCAUCCCGGCGCGUCCCCCGAGUCCUACACCACCGAUUCUUAUCAGCAGCAAGAUCUAGCUGAUCUUCUUGGAACGCUCAAGCUCAACGAGGUCGGCACUGCACCUUAUCUACGAAACAAGGCCUCCUUUCGACGUGGCGAGGAACCCGUUGUCGAGGAUGACGAAGAUUACGGCGGUCUCCCACCCAUCCUGUCAGGUUCAGGCUCCAAAAUCCGCAUACCGCCAGAGCUUAUGCCCGACGAAGAGACUGCGCUACAAUAUUUCGAACUCUACUUUACGCACGUGCACCCUUACGUCCCUGUACUAUACAAGCCACACAUCUAUCAUCAAUGGCGUCAUGCGCGUGAAUCCAUUUCGCCCCUCAUUCUCGAGGCCAUAUUUGCCAUUGGCGGCCGGCUCGCCGAGGAGCCUGCCAUGGGCCAGCAGUGGCUUGGUCUCGCCUCAAGACAUGCUGACGCAUUCAUGGAUACGCCCCGUCUUAGCACGCUCCAGGCUCUUCUUAUGAUACUCAAAGCCCGCGAAGCUGCCCCCAAACGUGGCUACUUCUUUCGGUCCUGGAUGACGGUGGUGCAGUGCGUUCAGAUGGCUAAAGAUCUUGGGCUUGAUGAGCACUACGAGGACCAUGAGGACGGUAUUGACUGCGAGCAUAACCCUACCGAUUGCCAUUUGCGCACCCGUAUUUGGUUGACAGUCUUUGCUUGCGAAGUCAUGGUUGGCACGCCUCAAGGCCGUCACGAUCUUUCCGUCAGCAUGGAUACCGUUGAUUUCACCAUUCCAAAGCGCAUGCCUGGUGCUGACGAAUCAGAGUACCAAGUCUCGAGGAAUUUUGUUUACUUUGUCCGUAUCGUUCGUAAUAUCCGGACGAUGAGCACCACAUAUGCAAGGCUGCGGAAGCGCAAAGACUGGGGAAUCGACCCCGAAUUCCAAGAGCUCGACAAGACCAUCACGUCAUAUGUUAGCGAUCUUCCAGCCGACCUCGCCAUUUCUUUCCCAGCCGACAACUCGCCUCCCUGGUUGCCUAAUAGCUUCAUCGGCAACCUGCAUAGCUAUCAUUACCUCACCAUCAUCCUUUAUAACCGACCCCAGCUUUCGUUCCUUGACCCCAAUGCCAACCGUGUUGCAUGGAAGCAACAUAUGUUGCAGAGCUACAACGCUGCUAAGGCUAUUUGCAGACUGCAAGAAGCCAUAAUCAGCAACUUUGGCCUGUCUGGCCUACAGUGUAUGCAGCGUGGAUUCUCAUUUACAGUCUAUGCCGGCUUAUCAUGCAUCGUCAUUCACCUAGUUGCCAUCGUUUCCCCUGAUCCCGACUUGAAUUCGGAUGCUCGGGAGUUCUUCACCAGGCAUAUGCGCAUCAUGGAACAAGUGAUGGAAGUAUGGCCCAUGCCUGAGCUUCAGACUCAGAUCGACACGGUCCGUGAGGCCUUUUCUGCAGAUACCCGCAGGGCGUUCGUCUUAAAGCCAUCUUUCCCUUAUGGGAGCCCACAUCCAUCGAACAAAUCGAGUCCCCCACACAUGCCCAGCGGUGCUUACCACGGCAACCUUGGUAGAAGUGGCUCUCUGGAUCAACACCUCGAUGCACACAGCAGCCUUCGCUAUGUGAGCAACCCUAUCACACCGCCGAUUUCAAGUGAUCCUAUGAGCGUCAAGAACGAAUCGCCCGCUGGCCAUCUUGAGCUUAUGCCGCACGCUGCAACUUCGGCGGCUACCAUGCCGCCGAAUAUGGGACUUGCGGAUCACGUUACAUGGAACCCGUCGCGCAUCUUUGAGCAAUGGAAUAAUACAUUCGCUGUCGAGCCGCCCCAGACCAACAACAAUUCGACGCUUGGUCUGUCACCUGGCGGCUCAGACGUCACUCGCAUGUCUGAUACGCACACGGCGACCUCGGGCAUGGUUGCAAGCGCCCAAAAUACCUCACCUCCACCUUUUGUGCCAAACAUGGCCAACUUCAUCACUCCGGCCAUGUGGCAGGAGUCUGUUGCUAGCGUGUACGAGGGUGGUCUCAAACGUGCCUGGGACCACCAAUAA
Messenger RNA from Cordyceps fumosorosea ARSEF 2679, 2508 nucleotides. RefSeq names its product Fungal transcriptional regulatory protein. The transcript is spliced from 5 exons. Gene Ontology annotation, molecular function: DNA-binding transcription factor activity, RNA polymerase II-specific; DNA binding; zinc ion binding. The coding region runs from base 1 to 2508 and encodes 835 amino acids. The record is from RefSeq and is a predicted model, not a curated record. NCBI's taxonomy places the organism in Eukaryota, Fungi, Ascomycota, Sordariomycetes, Hypocreales, Cordycipitaceae. Gene Ontology annotation, biological process: regulation of DNA-templated transcription; DNA-templated transcription.